AUGGCGGAUCGAGUGGCUUUGACGACGGAGACGGCAACGGCAACGGGGACUCCUCUCACAGAUAAUAUACUUCAAUUAGGUUCUUAUAAUAUGACGACUAGAAGAAUGAGAGUGCCAACAUCUGAAUCAAGUGUUGUAACUCCUAAUGAGGUCGAGUCGGAGCCAACAUGCUAUUGUGGUCUUCAAUCACCAAUUCUUACCGCAAAGACAAGGAAAAAUGCAGGAAGAAGGUUUCAUGGAUGUGCUAAGUUUGAUGGUCCGAGUUGCUGCGAUUUCUUCAUGUGGGUUGACCCGAAGAUACCAGAUCGAGCAAGGGACAUGAUAGUCGACCUCCUUGAAAGAAAUCAAGCACUAUGUGAAUCAAGCCAAUCGAGGCGUGAUGAGGUCGAUGUGAGCUCAUUGCUAACUAAAAUGAAGACUCAAAGGGCGAAAAAUAAACGUUUAAAGGAGGAGCUCGCACAAGUAAAGAAAGAAAAGAUGCUAUAUCAAUUGGCAUUCGUUCUAUGCAUGUGUUGUAUGACUGCAUUGGUUAUAUGUAAUGUGAAAGUUGGUGGGAAUUUUCUAAGUCUUCCAUAG
Messenger RNA from Syzygium oleosum, 576 nucleotides. RefSeq lists its product as uncharacterized. Bases 1 to 576 code for a protein of 191 amino acids. NCBI's taxonomy places the organism in Eukaryota, Viridiplantae, Streptophyta, Magnoliopsida, Myrtales, Myrtaceae. The transcript is spliced from 2 exons. Gene Ontology annotation, molecular function: zinc ion binding. The record is from RefSeq and is a predicted model, not a curated record.